Molecule: messenger RNA, 997 nt
Organism: Pisolithus orientalis
Lineage: Eukaryota; Fungi; Basidiomycota; Agaricomycetes; Boletales; Pisolithaceae
Exons: 11
Coding region: 168-722 (184 amino acids)
Source: RefSeq, a predicted model, not a curated record
CGUCGAAACAGUUUUCAGCAUGCAACCAUGCUGACGCUUUCAGUGGUGGGAGUAAAUUCGACCUGGUCGGUACCUCCCAUUGAACUUGUGUUGUAUAUAGGUGUUCGGGUCUAUCCCUCUGCAUAGAGCUCUUCGAGGUAGUUCUUCAAGCCAUCGGAGCAGCGGUUAUGAUGGGACGCGUUUAUGCCUUCCACAAUCGAGACCGACGUGUCCUGAGUCUCCUCGUUGUGAUUGCAACGAUCCCUGUAGGAGUCGCCUGUUGGGGACUGUCGAUUCGUCCACUACCACCCCCAUCCUACAAAAUCGCAACGGCUCAGGUCACCCAUACUGGGUGUCCUGAUCCAGAGACUCCAGUACAGGCUUCAAGUUGGGCUGCAGCAUGGGGUGGUCAAAUGUUGUUUGAUGCUCUUGUUUUCACCCUUACGCUCAGGAAGCUGAUAAGCAGUCGUUCCCUUGGAAAACGGACAUUCACGGCCUUGGCAUUGCGUGAUGGUGCAUUGUACUUCGCUGUGAUGACCGUUGCGAACGUCCCAAACAUUACUACAUUUUUGGUGAUGUCAGAUCCAUUCAAAAGGUCGAUGUUAUCCGUUCCGACGAAUACGCUUUGCACGGUGAUGAUCUCCAGGUUAAUGAUCAACCUUCGAGAUCUGGAACGCAAGUUGACAACUGAGCCACCUGACUGUGGGCCAGUGGUCGGCCAGGCGAUUCCACAUGAAAGAUGAGGAUUCAUCGACCGUCCGUGGAGUUCAGUGCAUCCACACAUUCUGAGUUUUAAAACGAUUAAAGAUACGUCUGGCUUACCCUGUAGUAGUAUCUUACUUAUUUAUGUUGCUCUGGUCAAAUUAGACAGCCUUGCCAUUACGACUGGUACUUAUACCGACGGCGGCCAUGCCAUAUCCAUGCCGCAGCCGGUAGACCCCAAACAGACAGCUGACUUGCGACUGUGUUUCAUUGCGCCACCACUAUUGUCUGCGGCCGCAUUUCGGUUGUGCCUAUG